This is a messenger RNA of Rotaria sp. Silwood2, 465 nucleotides long. The record is from the annotation of a GenBank genome assembly. Lineage: Eukaryota; Metazoa; Rotifera; Eurotatoria; Philodinida; Philodinidae.
AUGUCUGUGAUUUCGACGCUUAAUCUUAUUCAACAAUAUCUUACUAUUGUGUUGGGAAUUCUUCUUGUUGUUGGUGUCAUUGGAAAUACAUUCAAUUGUCUUGUAUUUCUUCGAAAACGAUUACGUUCUAAUGCAUGUUCAGUCUUCUUUGCUGCUGCUUCAAUUGCUAAUAUGACCGUUAUGAUUUAUUAUAUUAUUCCAACCAUUCAUUCAGUUUAUAAUAAACCGCCAGAAAAUGGAAAUCUUGUUUAUUGUAAACUUCGUUUAUAUAUUCGAAAUGCUUUAUUAGUUAUUUCACGAUCUUAUUUAACAUUAGCUUGUGUUGCAUGUUAUGCUCAAACAUCAAGAAAUGUUCGAAUACGUACAAUAUUUCGACCAAAAGUUCUUUUACGAAUUGUUAUCAUUAUUCCUAUAAUUUGGUUUAUUAUACCAUUACAUAUUCCUUUAACAACAACUAUUCAAAAU